This is a messenger RNA of Ictalurus furcatus (blue catfish), 3546 nucleotides long. It is a transcript of the gene rngtt, whose product is annotated as RNA guanylyltransferase and 5'-phosphatase. The record is from RefSeq and is a predicted model, not a curated record. Gene Ontology annotation, biological process: 7-methylguanosine mRNA capping; protein dephosphorylation. Bases 346 to 2136 code for a protein of 596 amino acids. Lineage: Eukaryota; Metazoa; Chordata; Actinopteri; Siluriformes; Ictaluridae. Gene Ontology annotation, molecular function: mRNA guanylyltransferase activity; ATP binding; mRNA 5'-triphosphate monophosphatase activity. The transcript is spliced from 16 exons.
ACUGUGUCGAUACCUAAAGGAUUCGAAUCACCUGCUAUGUCGAGCUUACGUUGUAGUUAUGGCCCAUUGAGUGAGUGAGCUAGCGGUCCGCGUGGUGUUUGUUUAUUUUUCUUUUGAAAACAUUGGUUUAUGAGCACUGAAAAACAAGCAGGAGGCAUGGACUGGUGGAUAAAAAGUGGACGCUAAGACGGUGUGAGCUGUAAUUCGGAGCCCGAGUCGGAGUUGAGCAGCAGCCCCGCGCUGGAGAGCUCAUCUCCGGAGGAGCCUUAACGUCAGUGCUGGGUUAACACAGAGGCAGAAAGAUAACACACACACACUGCAGCUUCUUCUUAUCUGUUAGAGACCAUGGCGCACGGAGGACCACCUCCUCGAUGGCUAAACUGUCCCAGGAGAGGACAACCUGUAGCUGGUAAAUUCUUACCAAUGAAAACCAUGUUGGGUCCCAGAUACGACGACAUGGUCCCAGAGGAGAACAGGUUUCAUCCGAGCAUGCUGUCCAACUACCUUAAAAGUCUGAAGGUCAAGAUGGGCUUGCUGGUCGAUCUGACGAACACGACACGCUUUUAUGACCGAACAGAUAUCGAGAAAGAAGGGAUCAAAUACAUCAAACUUCAGUGUAAAGGCCACGGGGAAUGUCCCACUGUAGAGACGACAGAGACGUUCAUCAGGAUAUGUGAGAACUUCAUACAGAAGAAUCCCACCGAACUCAUAGGUGUCCACUGCACUCACGGCUUUAAUCGGACAGGCUUUUUGAUCUGCACCUACCUGGUGGAGAAAAUGGACUGGAGCGUCGAAGCCGCAGCAGCAGCGUUCGCUCUCGCUCGCUCUCCUGGCAUCUAUAAAGAAGAGUACCUGAAAGAACUCUUCCGUCGCUACGGCGACGUCGACGACGCUCCACCUGCCCCGGAGCUUCCCGAUUGGUGUUUUGAAGACGGCAACGAUGACGUCGACGACGACGGAAACGUGAUCGCUCAGGACUCUGGACCAAGCUCAUCAGGCUCCAAUUCGGGCAAGAAGAAGAGAGAGAAACUGAAACUGGGUGCCGUGUUUCUGGAAGGCGUCUCGGUCAAAGGAGUGACUCAGCUGACCACUCAGCCCAAACUGGGGCAGGUUCAGCGCAAAUGUCAGGAGUACUGCGAGUGGGGAAAGACCGGCUUCCCUGGAGCUCAGCCCGUGUCCAUGGACAGGCGCAACAUUCAUCUGUUGGAGCAGAACGGCUACAAGGUUAGCUGGAAGGCAGAUGGAACAAGGUAUAUGAUGCUAAUCGAUGGCAGAAAUGAGGUGUACAUGAUCGACAGGGACAACUCGGUCUUCCACGUCGCCAACCUGGAGUUCCCUUACCGGAAGGACAUGAGGAUCCACCUCUCCAACACGCUGCUGGACGGGGAGAUGAUUGUUGACAAAGUGAACGGACAGCCAAUCCCACGAUAUCUCAUCUACGACAUCAUCAAAAUAACCGGCCAGCCGGUGGGUCAGUGCGACUUCAGCAGACGGCUGCUGUGUAUAGAGAAGGAAAUCAUCUUCCCUCGCUCCGAGAAAAUCAAGAUGGGCCAAAUCGACAAGACCAGAGAGCCUUUCAGCGUCAGGAACAAGCCGUUCUUCGACCUUCAUGCCGCACGGAAGCUCCUUGAGGGCAGUUUCACCUCUCAGGUCAGUCACGAAGUUGACGGCCUGAUCUUCCAGCCCAUCGGGAAGUAUAAGCCGGGCCGCUGUGAUGAAAUCCUGAAGUGGAAACCUCCCAGUCACAAUUCUGUGGACUUCCGACUGAAGAUCUCCAAAGUUGGAGGAGAAGGGUUGAUCACUCAGACGGUGGGGCUGCUGUACGUCGGCAGCUACGACAUGCCCUUUGCUCAGAUGAAGGUGACGAAGGACCUGAAGCAGUACGAUAACAAGAUUAUCGAGUGCACGUUCAAAAAUGACACCUGGGUCUUCAUGAGGCAGAGAAUAGACAAGAGCUUCCCCAAUUCUUAUGACACAGCGAUGGCGGUGUGUAACAGCAUCCAGCGUCCCGUCACAAAGGAACGCCUGCUGGAGUUCCUGGACCGCUGUGCUCAAAGCCGCAAGCACCAUUCGGACCCUGACGCUCAGCUCAUGCCCCCUCCCCCUCCAAAAAGACCCAGUCACGGCCUCCCGUAACCUUUUGCAUCUUGAAGUUGUUCUUGUGUAGCAGUUUUUUUUUAGGGUUGGUUUUUUUUUUUUUUUUUUUUUUUAAUAUAUGUAUUUGGAACCCUGUCCCUUUCUACACCCUGAUGAAGAGACUUUCUGAGAUGUACAGUGACAUUUCACAGCUUUAGCCUUCCUACUCAAACAUCUACCAGACAGCAGAUGCUGCAUUUCUUUGAAAUCUCUUGUGUGGAGACCUUGUCUGGGCGUUCAGAGCUGAAACAUGGUCUUGUAUAUAAAAAAAAAAGGAAAAAAAAAAAGAAUUAAAUAAAUGUUACAUUGACGUUUGUUUACCUCUCUUUGUAUUUAUUUUAUUGCGUUUUAUCACUUUUUUUUUUUUUUUAGCAUAGUGCUUUAAAGAACUAUUUUCAAGACUUUCAAUGCCACUCUCCAGACUGAUUGAGUUGGAUUUGUUUUGUGUAUUUAGCAUCCACAGAGACCAGCAAUCGCUUUAAGCAGUGUGCUGUAUUAAUUGUUUUAAAUUAAACAGGGUGCCGGAAGCAGCACUUUGUGUUGACGCUUGAUUUUCAGACCCGGUUCUUGCACUAAUGAUGUCAAAUUUCUUUCUCUAAGCCAGUUUUUUGUCAGGUUGAGCACGAUGGGCAGACAUUUCACUGAUUUGCUGUCACCAUACCGUGAAUACGCUGUUCCUAAGACUUGUAUAAUAAAUUCUAUAGAUAGCUGACGUGACCUUUUGCUUCCAGUGUGAUUCUCAUCAUGGCAUUGCCCCGGGCCUCCAAACAUAGAAGCUGUUAGUUCAGUGACAGGAAAGGACCAGAUGGUUUUCUGAUUUUAGAAAUUCCUGUUGGCGUCACUUCAGAAAUGUCAGACAAUUUAGAAAUCAGCGCCGUGCGGACUGUCUUCAUCACUCAGCAGGAUUGAAAUGAAAGCCUGGCUGGGGUGCAAGAUCUCCUGGUGAAGGAAGAGGAAGUCCACGAGAUCUUGUCAGCAAAAAAGUGAGUGCGAGAUGGUUGCAGGCAUCAGUGCGCUGUCAAAAAUAUAGAUUUCAGAAUGAACAGAGAUGUAAGUGUGUUAUUUUCAUAGAACUACACAGUCUGGAGUGUGUUAUUCCGCUUAUACUCCAGCAAUUUGCCAAUGUUUAAAGCAUUAAUAAACAACACGCUGCGCAUUUUAACAGUGUAUAAUUAGAUUGAACGUCCAAGAGAAAAGUUAGUUCCUGUUCUCACUUAGUCAGUCUUUCUCUUGCUGUUGUACAAAAAUUAUGCACACCUUCUGACCAAUCAGCUUGCGGGAAUUCAUCUGCGCUGUGGUAUAAAUAUAGAAAUACAGUCAGUUCACAUGAUAGUUGCCCUAUUUUAUUGUUUACACCUCACCUCAAGCCUACUCUUGUGUUUUCUACUGGAGGAGUUGAAGUUCAUCUCU